AUGGCGUGCAGUCCAUCCCGAGUGUUCGCAGCCCUUAUGCCGGCGCACUACUCUGGAGACACGUACGAGAAUGAGAACGAACCAAGUUUUUGUCGGGCGGCGAAACAGACCUCUUUCCAGUCCCCUCGCCCGCUGAGAGAGAUUCAGGUAACAGGUUGCGCUGAGCUUUGCUCUCCACCGGAUCGCGCUACCGUUACAAUCAGUGUUAGCAACAGCAAGGAAUCGGUCAACGACGUAACUAACAGUAUCACGCGCCGAGUUGACUACAUACUGCAGACUUUACGACAGCAUGAAGUAAAGGAAGGGGACACAGUCGUAGUGAAACAUAUCCAGCGAGAAGACGACCUGUAUCACAUGCAGGCGGAGGUGAAGGUGGUAUUUUCUGACUUUGAGAGGAUGCAGCAGGUACGCUGUGUUUUGAUGGAGAAGCUUGACAAGAGUGUGUGUGUUGGAGCCCCGCAAUUCACACACACCCCUGAGUGUCUCAGUCUGUUGCGGCGCAGAGUGUGUGUGGCAGCAGUGGAGAGCGCUCGAUUGAAAGCCAGCGAGGUGUGUGGCAUGCUGGGACAGAGUUUGGGACGGCCGCUGCUUGUCCGAGAGGAGGAGUCUCGAGAAUGGGGAUGUGGCCAGCAGGAAUGUGUGGAGGCCCCGCCUCCACUUCAGGACAGAGUUAAGCGCACAUUGGUCUCUGCCUCUUCGCGUGUGUUUGUGACGUUUGAGCUGCAACCUAAGGUCAGAUCCAGGAGGAAACUGUGA
Molecule: messenger RNA, 756 nt
Organism: Chanos chanos (milkfish)
Lineage: Eukaryota; Metazoa; Chordata; Actinopteri; Gonorynchiformes; Chanidae
Gene: irak1bp1
Product: interleukin-1 receptor-associated kinase 1 binding protein 1
Exons: 4
Coding region: 1-756 (251 amino acids)
Biological process (GO): immune response; positive regulation of canonical NF-kappaB signal transduction
Source: RefSeq, a predicted model, not a curated record